AUAAAUACACAGCAAAAUACGGCCAAGUUUAACUCAUCACACCAAGAGUCGACUUCAAACGAUUUGGGACUGCGUUUUGACAACAAGCCAGUUUCUUUUACAACAAAUGAUGGAGCUCCUACACCCUACUGCGGCACCCAAGGUGCAGCACAAGGACAAGCUCGCUGAGACCAAGAAGCAGGAGGCUGCCGUUCACGAGGCACUUAAGGCGCAGCAGAAGGAGGCCAAGAUUGCCAAGGAGCAGAAGCGGCACGAGGAGUCUCACUCCUUCAAGGAAGAGCGCGAGUACAACCUGGAGCUGGACCCCGAGGGCAAGCACUCAAAGCGCGCCGUCAAGGAGCAGCGAGAGCUGCUGAAACACGCGGAGAAGGCCGCGACGGGCGCCAUGUGCCAGCACGGCGUGCAGCGCUGCAAGAUCUGUUUCCCGCGUGCCAGCGAGAAAGAGAAGCACCAUGAGCACGAGCGCGGCCCGGCCCGCGGCGCAGAGGAUGAGGCGGACGCGUAGGCGUCACAGAUGGAUGGUCGUCAGCCUGUACCACGAACGGGCCUCGUGAGGCUCAACCGAGUCGCGUAGACGGCACCCGGCACGCUAGAUGACGGUGGCGACCUUGGCUGGUGCGCUGCAUCCAGGGACACUAACGUAGUCAGUUAUGCACGCAGUAUGAAAGCCCACGCCUCCAUGCAUACACAUUGAAGCACGGCAGACUGGACCGGCAUCGCUUUAUUUUGAAAUGAAUGUGCAGCGCAAAGCGGUGACUUGGCGCUCGGAGGCGUAUGAGCAGGACGUGCGUGUGCAUUACACGACGUGUCAAUCAUGACAGCAGUCCAGAGGUACCAUAUUGGGUCACAUACCAUAACCCAGACGAUUUUGGCAACUGCCAUGCGAAGCUACCUGCCCCUGCUUAUGCUCGGGGUACUUCGCAUGGACCAUGCGCAUGGCGAUGCAUGUACACGGAUCAAGUGUGGACGUUGUGGGUUGCCUGCGCCUUCUGUUGCUUUCAUGAAUGGAUACACAAGGAAUGGAAUGGUGGGCGGGUUUAAAGCCUGAGAAGGGCUUGUUGUCGCUCAGUGUCGCUGUCACAAGGCCACCGCCGCCUCACGUCAUCAGUACUGCACGGUACUUAUCCCGGGCGCUGAGGGGCUUAGUGGGCAAUACAUCAGCUGGGGUCGUGUAAGCACAAUCAACC
Chlamydomonas reinhardtii is the source of this 1187-nucleotide messenger RNA. RefSeq lists its product as uncharacterized. The record is from RefSeq and is a predicted model, not a curated record. The coding region runs from base 107 to 505 and encodes 132 amino acids. The transcript has 4 exons. NCBI's taxonomy places the organism in Eukaryota, Viridiplantae, Chlorophyta, Chlorophyceae, Chlamydomonadales, Chlamydomonadaceae.